Molecule: messenger RNA, 3385 nt
Organism: Xiphias gladius (swordfish)
Lineage: Eukaryota; Metazoa; Chordata; Actinopteri; Istiophoriformes; Xiphiidae
Product: junctophilin-1-like
Exons: 7
Coding region: 349-2379 (676 amino acids)
Cellular component (GO): sarcoplasmic reticulum; plasma membrane; endoplasmic reticulum membrane
Source: RefSeq, a predicted model, not a curated record
AUUUCCGACUUUUAUUUUUAAAUGAGAAACAGGAAGCACUUUAUUGUCUCAUCGGGGAUAACUUGGCAGUCUUCAUUUCAGUGCGAGGAGUGGGAGAGCCCUCCGGCACUCAGCAGUGGAGCGACUGUGGCAACCGCCGCGGCCGCCUCUCUCCCUCCCACGACCCGCUUUCAGUAACCCGACACCGCACUGCCGACGAGCGGUCAUCACACUCCGUUGCCUCGCACCUCUACCGAGAGCUCGUAUUCUCAACGGGGCUUCUCUGUUAACAUUACUUCGCUUCUGAAAACAAUUCGCACACUCCAGACUUCACAAUAAGCCACCAAGUAAGAAACCUUCCGUUUCUGAAUGACGGGCGGUCGGUUCGACUUUGACGAUGGUGGCACCUAUUGCGGAGGCUGGGAAGACGGCAAAGCCCACGGCCACGGUGUCUGCACGGGACCCAAGGGCCAGGGGGAGUACACUGGCUCCUGGUCCAACGGUUUCGAGGUGGUGGGUGUCUACACUUGGCCCAGCGGGAACGUAUACCAGGGAUACUGGGCGCAAGGGAAACGCCACGGACUCGGCGUAGAAAGCAAGGGCAAGUGGAUUUACCGGGGAGAGUGGACUCACGGGUUCAAGGGCCGGUACGGAGUCCGACAGAGCUUGAACACACCGGCCAGGUACGAGGGCACCUGGAGUAACGGGCUGCAGGAUGGCUAUGGCGUGGAGACCUACGGUGAUGGAGGGACAUAUCAGGGUCAGUGGACUGGUGGGAUGCGUCAUGGCUACGGUGUACGUCAAAGUGUCCCAUACGGUAUGGCCUCUGUCAUCCGCUCCCCUCUUCGAACUUCUCUGGCUUCCCUCCGUAGUGAGCAGAGUAAUGGUACAGUACUCCGUGACAGCCUGUCUGACAGUCCUGCAGGCACACGUGGUGGCUUCGUGCUCAACUUCCACUCAGAUGGAGAGAGCUCAGAAAAAAAGAAGAGUCUUUUCCGUCGUGGCUCCCUCUUCGGCAGUCUUCAACGACUGCGCAGAUCAGACUCACGCUCGUCAAUUUCCAGUAAGCGGAGCUCAGCACACAGUGACACCACCAUGAGCCGCAUCAGUUCAAGUGACGCCAACUCCACCAUUAGCUUUGGAGAUGGAGACCCGGGCGAUGACUAUCUGACUCAGGAAGAUAAUGUGGAUGCCACCACCACCGAGUCCUACCUGGGCGAGUGGAAGAAUGACAAGCGCAGUGGCUUUGGUGUCUCUGAGCGCUCUAACGGCAUGAAGUACGAAGGUGAGUGGUUGAACAAUAAGCGCCAUGGCUAUGGCUGCACCAUCUUUCCAGAUGGCACCAAGGAAGAAGGGAAGUACAAGAACAACGUACUAGCCCGGGGCAUCAGGAAGCAGCUGAUCCCACUAAAGAACACCAAGACCAAACAGAAGGUGGAUCGAGCCAUCGAGGGAGCAGUAAGAGCAGCAGCUAUCGCCAGAACCAAAGUGGAAAUUGCCAUCUCCAGGACAUCCCAUGCUCGGGCCAAAGCAGAGGCUGCAGACCAGGCAGCGCAGUCAGCUAGCCAGGAUUCGGACAUUGCCAGAGCUGCAGCCAGAGAGCUCUCCCCAAGUUUCCAUCAGCCAGGCCCUGACUACAUACGGCAGAAGUAUAAUGAGCCAGUAGAGGUUAAGGAGGUUCCUGUGGAGGAGAAAAAGGAGUCUCCAUCAGGGAGCCCUCAUUUCUACCGGAAAGGAACAACGCCUACCCAGUCUCCAUCUCAGAGCCCAGGUCCCAGCCUAAAUCCUUCACCAACUGCUGUUAAGAAGACGUUUUUCAGCAGCAAAACUCCAACCACCGUUGCUCCUGCAAAGCCGGCUGGGAAAGAGAACAGAACCCCAACAGCUGAGUCUUUGACAGCAGGCAUAACAAAGGCAGCAUCAAAACUUUCUCUCAGACAUGAAAUGAGGCUACAGGAGGCUCCUCCAGUAGUCAAACCAGCUGUUACCAUGACAGUCAGCAGUUAUCCUAGCAAUGGGCAGAUUCACUCCCAGUACCACGGUUACUAUGUUAAGGCAGAUGUCAAGAGUCCGCCACCCGAUGAACCAAUUGGUGUAGAGGACGACCUUCACCCAUCAAGCCUUGCAUGGUUGCCACCACCUGCCAAACAGAUUCAGAUGCCCCUAGCCCCUAGCUCUUCAUCAGUUCCAAUAAAAGAGAGUACCAAAGCACCAGAGCCUCCCAAGUCAAAAAGACAGGAAUCAACCAAACCAAAGAGCCUCGCAGAAACCAAGAAAGCUAGUAUGGAAAUAGCACCUGAAAUUGUAGAGGAGGAGUCGGGCCCUAACUCUAUAUUGGUGGCUCUUGUGAUGCUGUUGAAUGUAGGUCUAGCAAUCAUUUUUGUCCAUUUCCUCACCUGACCAAAUCUCAACUCAGUGGACUCAUCCAAACUAGUCGCCCAAGCUGCUAACCCUCCAUCAGCCAAAAGGGCCUUUUAAAAAAAUGACACCAGUCAGAACAGCAGACACAGGCAAAAUGGAGUACUGAAAAUAGACUAGUGAAGGAGAAGGAGGAGAAGGAGGAGGAGAAGAAGUGGAGAAAAAAGCACAUGGAGGAGAGAGAGAGGGGAGAAAAGCAGAGAGAGAGAAAGAUGAAACUUCCACCAACACCACCCCACCCAACCCCCAACCCAACCCUCUCUCUAGAUGGACUGAAUGACUGUCUUUGGUGCCCGGGUCCAACCUGAUUGGACUGGCGAUGAUUUGUGACUCCACUCAGAGUGCAGUGAAAGCUGAAGCAAGCAGUUGCUGGUUGGAAAUGGGCCUCUGAGCUCCAACUAUGGAUUCUCUAUCAGGGUUAGAAAUAACAGGAGGCCUGGAGAGUAGAGUGAAUGUGAGUGAGCGUGAGGCCUGGCAUCUAUACUGCCUAUAAAUGCCUGUAAUGUUUGUGCUUGUCUGUCUAUAGCUCCAUUUCCAUCCAACUGUUAAGCAAAUGUGGAAGUUCUGAAAUGCUGCAAUAAAAAGUUUGUGCCUCGUCCAGCUGAGUUAAAGAGAAUUUGUCUCCUAAAUGAUCCACCAGAAGAACUUAGAGCGUCUUUAGACAUUUGCAGUUUGUGGCAGUCAGAUACGUUACAUAAAAUAUUUAUGAGCUUUAGUGCACUUUAAUUGAACUGUUCACCACGUCAGUCACACCAAGAACUGACGUUCUUGGUUUUUAGGCAAUCAAUGCCUUUUUCACUGCAUGCAUUUUCUGCUUCAGGUGAGCAUGAAGAAGUUUUUGCAAUGGACUUUUUGUUGAAUUAUGGUGCUUUUAGUCAAUUUUUCUCUCACAUAAAAAUCCACACAAAACUAUUUGGAUGGAAACCUAGCUUCUGCAUAUCUUAGUGUAUUUUACACGUGUCUGCUUCUGCUGUGUGUGUGUGUGUGU